ACGAAAACUGAAACGAUGGCAAGUAUUCUAUUCUGUUUUCUGGCAAGUUUUCUUGUUCUUCCUGCACUGGAAGCUCAUUCCAAAUCUCUGGAAAGGAUUACCAAUGGUCAAGAGGCCAAAGAAGGGCAAUUUCCUUACAUUGUCGAGCUUCAUAUUGAAGCUAAAAUACCUAUUGAAAAUGGUGUAAUAAGAAUUGUUACUUUAUGUGGGGGCAGUAUUAUAGCGAAUGAUUGGAUUCUAACUGCAGCACAUUGCACGGAAAAUGUCAAUGAAAAAACACGUGUAAUCAUCUACUAUGGAUCGAUUCAACAUGGACAGGGCCAAGUUAAAGUCGAGGUCGGUCGAAGGAGUAUCGUUGAACAUCCCAAAUAUCGAAGGUUACCAACGAAAGAAUUAUUGAAUGAUAUCGCAUUGAUACACACUAAAUGGGUAGACUUCAAUGAUCGCAUUCAAAAAAUAGCUUUGCCAAAGGCCAAUCAGCGUGGCGAGUCAUUCGCCGGUCAAUGGUCACAAGCCGCUGGCUGGGGAAAUGUUAAGGAUGGCUCCAAUAUAACUCCCGAUCGAUUGCAGUGGGUUAAUUUAAAGAUAAUGGAAAAUUCUGUGUGCCGUUCCUACUAUCGUAAUAUCGAUGAAAUUCAUUUGUGUGUGGAAACACCAGGACGAAAAGCUACUUGCGGUGGCGAUUCUGGUGGCCCCCUUGUUCUUGAUAACGAAAAUAUACUUGUUGGUGUGACUUCAUUCGGCGUCAUUACCUGUGAACAAGGCUAUCCACAAGUUUUUGCUAGGGUCACUGAAUACUUGGACUGGAUACGUAAAGUUUCGAAUGUGACUUCCUAAUUAAAUGUCUCUAAUUCAUGAAGUAUAAAUAAAAUUCAUAACAGUGUAUACAGCA
Drosophila willistoni is the source of this 892-nucleotide messenger RNA. RefSeq names its product serine protease 3. Gene Ontology annotation, molecular function: serine-type endopeptidase activity. Gene Ontology annotation, biological process: proteolysis. Bases 16 to 837 code for a protein of 273 amino acids. NCBI's taxonomy places the organism in Eukaryota, Metazoa, Arthropoda, Insecta, Diptera, Drosophilidae. The transcript has a single exon. The record is from RefSeq and is a predicted model, not a curated record.